AUGUCGACGGCAGUGGAAGCGGUCGGGUUCAUCAUGUGCAUAAUCAGCUGGCUGGUUAACGGUGCGGCGCUGGUUAACGACUACUGGAAGGUUUCCACCGUGUCCGGCAGCGUGAUCAUCUCUCAGAGGCAGUUUGAAAACUUGUGGCACGCCUGUGCUGAGAACAGCGCGGGAAUCGCCGAAUGCCGGGACUUUGAAUCGAUGCUGGCCCUCCCCGUCCAUGUACAGGCCUGUCGCGCCCUGAUGAUCAUCUGCCUGCUGCUCGGCCUCGGCUCCAUGAUUGUCGCUCUGCUUGGACUCAAGUGCAUCAAGAUCGGCUCAAACACCGAUCAAUCCAAGGCCAAGAUCGCCACCAUUGGAGGAAUCCUGAGCAUCCUCGGCGGGCUUUGCUGCAUGAUAGCUGCUUCCUGGUACGCAGCCAGAGUGGUUAAUGACUUCAAUGAUCCGUUCUACGGUGGAAUGAAGUUCGAGCUCGGCACCGGCCUCUACAUGGGAUGGGCUGGAGCCUCUCUGGCAAUGCUGGGCGGAGCUUUUCUCUGCUCGGCGUGUAAGAGAGCGUCGGUGAAGAAAGGCGGUUAUUAUGGAAAUGCACCACAGAAGGUGUACACGCCCACAGCCAAAUCAGAACCAGACGCCAAAGCUUACGUCUAA
This is a messenger RNA of Pelmatolapia mariae (spotted tilapia), 651 nucleotides long. RefSeq names its product claudin-15-like. The transcript has 5 exons. Gene Ontology annotation, biological process: cell adhesion; bicellular tight junction assembly. NCBI's taxonomy places the organism in Eukaryota, Metazoa, Chordata, Actinopteri, Cichliformes, Cichlidae. Gene Ontology annotation, molecular function: structural molecule activity. The record is from RefSeq and is a predicted model, not a curated record. Bases 1 to 651 code for a protein of 216 amino acids. Gene Ontology annotation, cellular component: bicellular tight junction; plasma membrane.